Molecule: messenger RNA, 2025 nt
Organism: Ipomoea nil (Japanese morning glory)
Lineage: Eukaryota; Viridiplantae; Streptophyta; Magnoliopsida; Solanales; Convolvulaceae
Product: 3-isopropylmalate dehydrogenase 2, chloroplastic-like
Exons: 15
Coding region: 556-1785 (409 amino acids)
Biological process (GO): L-leucine biosynthetic process
Molecular function (GO): 3-isopropylmalate dehydrogenase activity; NAD binding; magnesium ion binding
Source: RefSeq, a predicted model, not a curated record
CCACCGCACCGCACCGCACCCUUCAUCCCUUCAGUUCAGAACAGACGCAUCCACCGCCGCAUCCUUCAGUUCAGAACAGACGCACACCACCGCAUCCUUCAGUUCAGAUCAGCCACCGCAUCCACCACCGCGACGCCACUGCUGCCGACGGUACAGCUUCGUCGAUCUGCACUCGCCAACGCCAUCUCCGCGGCCGAUCUGCUUCGUCGCUCCCCUGCGACGCCACAGCCACCGUCACCGUCACCGCAUCCGCCCCAGCCACCGCCCUGCAGCAUACUAUAGUGACAUUUGUGUUGGUGCAAUCGCGUGUCGGCUUGAGAAGAAGGAAAGUGGGGCUAUUCGUGUAUACAUCAUGACCUUGGGCGUUUUGGCACCUUAUCGUGGAUUAGGUGUUGUUGAAUAAUCUGGAGCUCGCUGUUAAUCUUGCCAAGAGAGGAAACCUUCGUUCAUCUUUGCACAAGACAAUUGAUAUUGUUUUAGCACGAGGAGAGAGAGAAGCUUGAUAGUUUGGCGCAGGCUUGCUUCACGGGUAAUAAUUCCAUUCACUUAUUCUCAAUGAUGGCGGCUUCUUUACAUACCGGUGUGAGAAUACCUAUCAAGUCACACCAGUUCCAUUAUAAGCCCCCCCACAUACACCCUUCUUUUAGAUUGGCUACGAUUCGCUGUUCUGUCGUUGCACCCAGCAAAUGCUACUCCAUCACUCUCCUCCCCGGUGAUGGUAUCGGCCCUGAAGUCAUCUCUGUCGCUAAGAAUGCUCUACAACUCACUGGCUCUCUCGAAGGAAUUGAGUUUGGGUUCAAUGAGAUGCCUAUGGGUGGGGUUGCUAUUGAUUUGGCAGGAGUACCUUUGCCUGAGGAGACUCUUUCAGCUGCAAAGCAAUCUGAUGCUGUUCUUCUUGGAGCAAUUGGAGGGUAUAAAUGGGACAACAAUGAAAAGCAUUUGAAGCCUGAGACCGGAUUGCUUCAGCUUCGAGAGGGUCUUAAGGUCUUUGCAAACUUGAGACCUGCGUCAGUCCUGCCACAGUUGGUAGAUGCUUCAACAUUGAAGAGAGAAGUUGCAGAAGGUGUAGACCUAAUGGUUGUCAGGGAACUUACAGGAGGUAUUUAUUUUGGCAAACCAAGGGGUUUUGGUACAAAUGAAAAUGGUGAGGAAAUUGGUUUCAAUACUGAAGUUUAUGCAACUUACGAGGUAGAACGUAUUGCUCGUGUAGCAUUUGAAACUGCACGAAAACGUCGAGGAAAACUGUGUUCUGUUGAUAAAGCAAAUGUGUUGGAGGCCUCUAUGCAUUGGAGAAGGAUUGUGUCAGAGUUGUCCAAAGAGUACCCUGAUAUUGAACUUUCACAUAUGUAUGUGGACAACGCUGCCAUGCAGCUUGUUCGCAAUCCAAAACAGUUUGAUACGAUUGUAACAAACAAUAUAUUUGGUGAUAUUCUAUCUGAUGAAGCUUCAAUGAUUACUGGAAGUAUUGGUAUGCUUCCAUCUGCCAGUGUUGGAGAAUCGGGACCUGGACUCUUUGAGCCAAUACAUGGUUCUGCUCCUGAUAUUGCUGGACAGGAUAAAGCAAAUCCUUUAGCAACAGUGCUUAGUGCUGCUAUGCUUCUCAAAUAUGGCCUAGGAGAGGAGAAGGCUGCUCAGAGGAUUGAGGCAGCUGUUCUGGACACUUUAAAUCAAGGAUUUCGCACUGGUGACAUAUAUUCUGCUGGGCAUAAAUUAGUCGGGUGCAAGGAAAUGGGUGAAGAAGUGCUGAAGUCAAUAGAAGCUCAAGUUCCGGUAUUGCUGGGCUGAUCUUGUACUUGUUCUUUUGGUUGGGUGUUAGGGUGCAUUAUCUUCCUUGUUGCAUGUGACACCGAGAAUUUUAAUUAUAUUCACGGAGGUGAACUUGUUUGUUGAAGAUGAACACCUUGGAUUUUUAUUUUUUAUUUUUUAAAUUUCUGUUUUCCAUGUUUAUUUUUGCAUUCAUAUGUUGUUUGAAUUGUGAACAUUAAUAUGUAAACCUCCUUCAUUCAAGGAGAUGGACGCUUUUUU